AGUUUUUUUUUUCUUUUAGUUAGAAAAUAAGAAUUGCCAACAUGAACUCAUGAACUUAGCUCAACUGAUACUUGUAUGUUCCUGUGGACAAGAGAUUUUAGGUUCAAAUACUCACUCCAAUGAUUUUAAGUAGUUUAGAUGUGGAAUAUAGUAGGAAAAGGGGAAGUAAGUAUAUUUAGUUGAUUUUUUAUGAAGUUGGGAAAAUAGGGAAGGAAAAUGUAGUUAAGGGGGGAAAGCUUCUAAUCUUAGUGCUGAUAGUUGAGAUUUGAGAUCUCCACUUUUUGGUUUUAGUCCAACGUGGAGGCGCUGAGUUGAGUCAACUUAAAUGUUCAUUUUGUUUGUUUGUUUGUUUUUGUUGUUGAGGCUAAUAAGGAUAUCAGUAUUUCCCAUUCCCCACCAUCAGCCAAUGGUAUGAAAGCAGAGAGAACUAUGUGGAAUGCGGCUAAUUGCCUCCACCGGCAAACUAACAUUGGGCCACCCACCACCUCUUGCCUUCCCUCUAAUUCAAACCUAUCCCUUUGACUUUUGUGUAUUCAACCUUCAACCUUCAACUUCAACUUCAACUCUCUCUCUCUCUCUCAAUCUUUAAGAUCGAAACUCCUCCACCUAAUAAUCCAAUCUCAAAAUUCAUCUUCUCUCACUUUCAUUCUGCAAUCCUUCUACCCAUGUUAUUCUCAUAAUCCUCUACCUUCAUCUGUCUAAAUCUUAACUGCUGCUGCUCCCUCCCACAACCCAAUCCAAUCACUCUGUUUCUGUUUUCAAAUUCACAUGUCUGUUGCGUUUUCUCUUAUUGCAGACACACACCAAGUUAGAUUAACCCUUGAAUCGGAAUAAGGGAGGUGAUCAUGAAGACUGGAUCCCCACUUAGGUUUUUGAUUUCGAUUGCUGCUCUUCUGUUACUUGAUUCAUCCACCUUGGCAGACCCCAGAUCCCGAACCGUGAAGAUACUAUGUUCGACAGUGCUAGAGCACAACACAACUGCCUUCGUGCCCAAUUUCGUGAGAACAAUGCAACUAAUAAGUGACCAAAUGCGAACUGGUGGGUUUGGAGUGGCAGUUGCGGGUAAGGGGCCGGACGCUAACUACGGACUCGCUCAAUGUUACGGAGAUUUGUCGCUGAUGGAUUGCGUGUUGUGUUAUGCGGAAGCCCGUACUGUUCUUCCUCAAUGCUUCCCUUACAACGGCGGCCGGAUUUUCCUGGAUGGCUGCUUCAUGAGGGCUGAGAACUACAGCUUUUAUGAAGAAUUUGCAGGGCCUCUUGACAGGGCUGAGUGUGGUAACAACUCCAUCACCAACUCCAUUUUUCGACAGUCGGCCAGGCAAGCUGUGGCUCGAGCAAUUGAAACUGCACCCAGCAAUGGCGGGUAUGCCAGAAUUCAAGUGGCUCCACCUGGAACCUCCAAUGCCUCCGUUUACCUGUUGGCUCAGUGCUGGAGGAAUUUGAAUCGCACCUCCUGCACUUCCUGUUUGCAAAACGCCUCUGCUUCUAUCUUGAAAUGCUUGCCUCGAUCCGAAGCAAGAGCCCUCAACACAGGUUGCUUCAUGAGAUACUCUAAUCUUGAUUUCUUAAAUGCGGAAGCUUCAGCUUCAAGGUCAAGGGGUACUAUUAUAGAAAUUGUAGUCUCACUGGUGAGCUCUGUUGCUGUUUUAGUCGUUGGAGUGUUAAUUGGAAUCUAUGUCUGGAAUAACAGAUAUGUAAAGAAGAAACGAAGAGGUUCAAACGAUGCAAACAAGAUGGCAAAAACACUAAACAAUAGUAGCUUGAAUUUCAAGUACUCUACCCUUGAAAAGGCAACGGGAUCCUUUGCUGAGGCUAACAAGCUUGGACAAGGAGGAUUUGGCACUGUUUAUAAGGGAGUUCUGUCGGAUGGAAGAGAGAUAGCUGUGAAGAGGCUUUUCUUCAAUAACAAACAUAGAGCAGCAGAUUUUUACAAUGAAGUAAACAUAAUCAGUAGUGUAGAGCACAAAAAUUUAGUACGCUUGCUUGGUUGUAGUUGUUCGGGACCUGAAAGUCUGCUUGUCUAUGAAUACCUUGCCAACAAGAGUCUGGACCGCUUCAUUUUCGAUCGGGAUAGAGGUAAAGCACUCAAUUGGGAGAAGAGAUAUGAUAUUAUUGUAGGAACAGUUGAAGGUCUGGCUUACCUUCAUGAGAACUCGAAAAACAAGAUCAUUCACAGAGACAUCAAGGCUAGCAACAUCCUGCUAGACUCCAAGCUUCGAGCCAAAAUAGCUGAUUUUGGAUUAGCUAGAUCAUUUGAAGAAGACGAGAGUCACAUCAGCACUGCCAUUGCAGGAACAUUGGGAUACAUGGCACCAGAGUACUUAGCUCAUGGGCAGCUAACAGACAAAGCAGAUGUGUAUAGUUUUGGUGUGGUUUUGCUGGAGACUGUGACUGGCAUACAAAACAGUAGAAGCAAAACCUCAGACUACUUGGAAAGCAUAGUACUAAUUGUAUGGAGGCAUUUUCAAUCAGGAACAAUUGAAAGUAUAUUGGAUGCGAACCUUAUGGUUGAGGAAGAUAGGAGCACAAAAGAGGAAAUAUUGAGAGUGGUGCAGAUAGGGCUUCUUUGCACACAGGAGAGUGCAUCUCUCCGACCCGCAAUGUCGAAGGUACUGCAGAUGCUGAUGAAGAAGGAAGAGGAACUUCCGACGCCAACAAACCCACCGUUCAUGGAUGAGAGGACAAUGGAAUUAAACGACAGCAGUGAGGACCCAUCAUGCUUCAACCUCACCGAAGCUUCUUCCUCAGCUGCUACCGUCACCCAUAGUUCAUUUCAUCCCAGGUAAUUGUAAUAUAGUUUGGAGUAUCACCUCAGGAGGAUUUUUGUGGAUAUGGUGGAGAAGAGAAGGUAUAUUCGCAAUAAAUAUAAUUGUGUCAAUCAGCAAUACUGUAAUUUGAAGUAUUAAGUAAUAUAUAACGUGAGUGUAACUCUCUAAUGUACACUCGUUCCCAGUUGUAAAUUGCAAUGGGCCACAUUUCCGUUUCCACGAGGAGCAGGAGGUGUCAUCCAAAUUCCUUUUUGCUUCCUCGUGGAAAUUUUGUAACUGCUUUUUCCUUUUUCUAUGGAAAAAGAAGAAGAAAAGUUAACCAA
Molecule: messenger RNA, 3091 nt
Organism: Cucumis sativus (cucumber)
Lineage: Eukaryota; Viridiplantae; Streptophyta; Magnoliopsida; Cucurbitales; Cucurbitaceae
Product: cysteine-rich receptor-like protein kinase 2
Exons: 7
Coding region: 846-2786 (646 amino acids)
Biological process (GO): protein phosphorylation
Molecular function (GO): ATP binding; protein kinase activity
Source: RefSeq, a predicted model, not a curated record